UUCAGUAACAAACAUGUAGCUUUAAUAAUAUAUGAACACACUUUUUUGAAUAGUUACAAAGAGUCUAGUUUAGUAAAUAAUCAGCACAGGUUGUGUAAGACUAGGUUGACAGAGGUUAAGCAUUACUGUUUUACUGAAUGGGCAAGUUAAUGACCAAAGGUUGCGUGUGAUAUGCCAACCAUGACUUCUUGUGCUGGAGAUCCAUGGCAAGCUACCAAGAGGUUAUGUGCCUGUAUAUUACAAAUAAGGAUUUUUAGGUGAUCUAAGUGAUUUAGUUUGCCAAACAUUAAAACACAUUUUAUACUACACAAAAAUUUUCUAACAAAUAUGAUCCUUGUGGGAUUCAAACCUUAACAGUCUAGACGUGGUUUAGCAAGUAUAUAAUUUACUUAACUCCAAAUUUACAUGUUAAAGACCUCUUUAUGGAUCAUCUUUCCCAAAGUAAAGCUUUUUCUGCUCAUUAUGCUGCAUUAAAAAGCUGACAACUUAGAAAGCAAUGCUCUAACAUGGGUUCCUCAAAGGAACAGCAAUCUGUUAUUUACACAGGCAUUCCUGAUAAGAUUACCGCUGCGUUUAAGAAGUAUGAAAGGCUAACCUGCCCCUUACAGCCCCCAAAGAGCUGCUGUAAUCGCUACAGGGAAUAAUAAAGAGCUUGCUUGUGACCUGCCUCUCUUGGGCUCCCUCAGUGACUGAAGGCAGUAGGUUACUUAAUCAGGGUCUCAGCACUAUUUGAUUGUUUCUGCCUCCAUGGACUGAUAACAACAUUUUUGGAAAAAUCACUGCUGGAGAGAAGCUGUCUCAUUCCUAUAUUGCUUUUAUUAUUUUUACUCUGUUAUUUUAUUCCCACUCUCUCUUCAUUCUUUUCUCUUAUUUUCUUGCACUCAACGGCUGAAUGGAUAAAGCUGGUAUGCCUGAGGCUUGCGGGCCCCUGGCAAGCCAUGAACAAAUCACAGAAACAACAGCACCUAGUUCUAAACUCUUCUGCUGCAGUCGUGUGCGUCGCUGGGUUCCCCUGGCCUACAGAGAGGAGCUCAACCAUGUCCUGCGCCUGUCAGGGCCCCUGCUCAUCUCCAGGAUCCUAAACUUUCUACUGCCAUUUGUCAUCACGAUAUUCUGUGGUCACCUAGGAAAUUCUGAAUUGGCUGGAUAUGCCUUGGCCUCUGCGACUAUUAAUGUGACCACAACAGCCACAGGAUGCGGUCUGGCCCUCGCAUGUGACACACUAGUCUCUCAGACAUUUGGCAGUAAGAACCUUAAGCGUGUGGGGGAGAUUCUCCAGAGAAGCAUUCUUAUCCUCUUACUCUUCUGCCUGCCAUGCUGGGCCAUACUCAUCAAUGCUGAGUCAAUACUACUCACCCUGAGGCAAGAGCCAGAGGUGGCCAGCACUGCACAGCUGUAUGUUAUGGCUUUCCUCCCUGCUGUUCCUGCCAUGUUUCUGCACCAUCUGCAGGUGUCUUAUCUGCAAAACCAGGGCAUCAUCCUGCCACAGCUGUACACAGCAGUUGCUGCCAAUGUUUUAAAUGUAGCAACAAACUACAUCCUUCUUCACUCAAUGAAACUGGGAGUGAUGGGUUCUGCUGCAGCCAACAGUGUUUCACAGAUCUCCAUCUGCCUCUUGCUGUUUGCUUACAUACGCUGGAAAAAGCUGCAUUUGAACACCUGGGGUGGCUGGUCUACUGCAGCACUGCAGGAGUGGGGCUCUUACAUGAAACUGGCUAUUCCCAGCACUCUCAUGCUCUGUUUUGAGUGGUGGGUCUAUGAUAUUGGAGGUUUCCUUGCAGGAAUGAUGGGGGAGGUGGAUCUUGCUGCUCAACAUGUGUUGCUGGAGCUGGGGGCCAUUACUUACAUGUUUCCAUUAGGUGUGCACGCGGCCGCUUGUGUGCGUGUGGGAAAUGCGCUGGGAGCUGGAGACACUAACAGGGCCCUGAUCACAAGUAAAGUUACUCUUAUGAUCUCAGGAGUUUUGGCUAUUUUACAGGGAAUCGUGAUGGGUUCCUCAAAGUCAGUAGUGGGAUACAUCUUCACUUCUGAUGAGAGCAUAGUGAAAAUUGUCUCGGAAAUUCUCACCCUGUACGUUUUCCUGCAGUUUUUUGAUGCUCUCGUGUGUGUGUGUUCAGGGAUUCUUCUGGGUGCUGGGAAGCAGAAGAUAGCAGCAUUGUCCAACUUGAUCUGUUACUACUGCAUUGGGUUACCAGUAGGAAUAUCACUGAUGUUUCUGGCCAAGCUCAGGAUACUUGGUCUGUGGCUUGGCCUCUUGAUUUGUGUCAUUAUUCAGACCUGUUUCUUCAUCACUCUCAUCUUCAAGCUCAACUGGAAGAGAGUUACUGAGAAGGCUCAGAAACGUGCAGGGAAACAUGCAAAGGUAGUGUCUGUUCAAAAGGCACCAUCGAUAGGACAGUCAGUCCUUGAUACGCUUGUUUCUGAAAGGCAGGAGAACGAUGAGCAAGAACCUGAUACUGGAGCAUCAGCAAGUAUCUCUGAACCUUGGGAUGACAUAACUGGAAACAAAUCCCAGCUAACAAGUAAUAGUCCUGAAGUGGCCGGCUUUGUCCAAGUGAGCACCCAAGAUCAGAGUAAACUAGUGAUGGCGAGUGAAAAUGGAGAAACCCAACCUAAAGUCUUGCUCUCUACGAACCAGCUUGUGCUCAGACGAGGACUUACGCUGUUGACCACUGUUCUGAUCCUGAUAGCUGGAGUCGCUGUGCACGUAGCUUGUCCUAUUCCAAAGUCUUUAGGUACUCAUCAAAGCAAUUUAACAAUUGAUUCAAGAAAUGUUUCCACUUCUAACAUCUUCCUCAACACCACAUUGAGCUAACUCUUACGUGAUCCAUCUUAACAUGUUCCCAAUUCUUCAGUGUUAUUUAAGAAAAAAAUAAAUAAUGCAUCUCUGCCAGCUUUUUCAACCUACCACUAAUAACAGUUGAAGGGUUAUGAAAGAGCACUUCUCUCGACGUACAUUAUUCAGUACCAUGGACUUCUUCAAAUCUGGGACACACUCCAAACCCAGCUGUGAAGUCCAAAAUACAGCUAUGUGAGCCCUUGAUGCCUUCAGUGUGACUCUACAAUUUUCAUAGUCAUGAAAAUAAAGAAAACUCUUUGAAUGAGAAAGUGUGUCCAAACUUUUGGUCU
This is a messenger RNA of Carassius auratus (goldfish), 3129 nucleotides long. It is a transcript of the gene slc47a1, whose product is annotated as solute carrier family 47 member 1. The coding region runs from base 893 to 2815 and encodes 640 amino acids. Gene Ontology annotation, cellular component: membrane. Gene Ontology annotation, biological process: xenobiotic detoxification by transmembrane export across the plasma membrane. The transcript has 17 exons. The record is from RefSeq and is a predicted model, not a curated record. Gene Ontology annotation, molecular function: antiporter activity; xenobiotic transmembrane transporter activity. NCBI's taxonomy places the organism in Eukaryota, Metazoa, Chordata, Actinopteri, Cypriniformes, Cyprinidae.